AUGUUGUGUCUCUCCCACAGCCACCCCCCCCCAAACACAAGCCACCCCCCACCCCGCCCAACCACCCCCCCCCCACCCCAGCCACACCCACACCCACCCCAGGGCACACCACACCCAACCAGCAUCACCCCAGCAAGCCAGCCCAGCACCACCCAGCCCCACCCAGCCCCAGGCCCAUCCACACACAACCCCACACAGGACCAAAAGAAACCCAACAAGCACACACCCCCGCACACACCCAAACCCCACCCCAAACACCAGCAGCCAAACAGCCCAGCAACCCACCACACCAGCACCAACCCCACACACCCCAAAACACCCCCCCCAACACCCAACAGCAGACACACCCACAGCCAACACACCAGCACCCCCCACCAGAACCCCAGGCCACGCCACAGACAGACCAGCACCCCAGACACACUCCAGCCAGCCCCCACACAGCCCGCCAGCCCAGACCAACACAGCCACCCACCACCCACAACUCCAGCCACCUGCCACAACCCACACGCCCACCCCCACAAGACAACAGGCCCCCCCAACAGCACAGCACCAGACCCACCACCCCCAACAGCCCCACCCACCAGCACCAACCACCCAGCAGCCACCAGCACCCAGAUCCCCCAGCACACCACCCACCCCAGCAUCACACCCACAGCCAACCAGCACCCCACACCCACCCAGCACCACCACCCCCCCAACACACCACCCACCUCACAGCACACCCACAGCAGCCCCCACACCCACACAACCAGACCAGCAGCCACCCCAGCACAGAACACCACCCCAACCCCCAGACCCCCACAGCAGAUCCCACAGACCCACACCCAAAGCCCCGACCACACAGCCACGCCACACAGCACCCAACACACACCACCCAGCACAGCCCCACACCCACCCCCACAGCCACCCACAGACACCACACCACACACCACCCCGCAGAGCAGCCCCACCAGCCACACAGCCAGCCCAGCCACACACCACACAGCACCAGAGCCCACAGCCCAGCCACCCCCACCACACGCCACACAGACCACACCCACCCCAGACCCCCACACCCCAGCCCCAGACCACACCAGCCCACCCACCCACCACAGCCCCACCAGCCACACCCCCCCCCCAGCCCACCAGCCCCACAGCACACACCCCCACAGCCACCACCACGACACAGCACCCACCAGCACACAAGCACCCACAGACAGCCACCCACACACACACCCCCACCAGCCCCACCCCUCCACAGCAGCAGCCACCACACCAGCCCAGCACACCCCACAGCAACCCCAGCAGCCCCCGACACACAAGCACAGCACCCCCACACCCACCAACAGCUCACCCCCAGCCACCAGCAGCCACAGACCAGCCCACCACCAGCACACACAGCACCCGCAGCAGCACCGAAAGCCCCACACCACCCACUCAGCACCAGCAACAGACAGACCACAGCCACAUACAAAACACAGACACACACAGCAACACACAUACACAGACGACGCACACAACCACACACAAACAGGCAGCAUCAGACAGUCAAACCCCCGAGACCACCUACAGCCCACACAACACAGAACAAAUGAACUCAGACAGCCCACCGACCAUACACAGCCACACACCCCCCAGCUCACCACAGCACGCACCAGCCCCAAACACAGACCACACAAACACACAGACAGACACUCCACAACCUGGACACCACUGCACACCCAGACACAACACCCACAACAGCCCCAGACAAACCCACACGCUCACAAACCACCAACCCCAGACAGACCAACCCCAGCCACAGAUGACACACAGCCAGACCAAAUCCAGCUCCUCCAAACCACCAACACCAGCACCUGCCCACCAACAACCUAA
Messenger RNA from Eleginops maclovinus (Patagonian blennie), 1854 nucleotides. RefSeq lists its product as uncharacterized. Bases 1 to 1854 code for a protein of 617 amino acids. The transcript has 2 exons. NCBI's taxonomy places the organism in Eukaryota, Metazoa, Chordata, Actinopteri, Perciformes, Eleginopidae. The record is from RefSeq and is a predicted model, not a curated record.